UGAUCAAAUUCAGCUGUGGCUAGGAGAUGGCAGGAUCUACUGCUACAAAGAUGCUACCUAAUCCCUUACCUUCGAUGGGUGGUGUUAAUUUCCAGAGGAAGGGCCUGUGGGCAGUUAAGAAUCUCAUGUUCUAUUACAGGUAUGAAUCCAGACCUUCUGAAUUAUUGUCCAGUUCCAGAGCUUCCCUAGCUCUCUUGUCUUUCUCAUCCAACUCAACAAAGAUUUGGCCAAAUCUAUGCAAGACACUGCACAAGGUGGUGGGUGGUGGGUGUGUGACUCAGCUUCUGUCGACCCUACCCUCCCUCCACCAAAGCCAAGAAGAGACCAGGAAUGUCUGUCUUUAAUAGUCAGGCCACCAUGCAGAGCCUUGGCAAGGACAACCACAACAACGUGUCUGAGUUCAUCCUCCUGGGCUUCUCCAGUGAGUCACAAGUCAGGAUGGCCCUGUUCACCUUCUUCCUCCUCCUCUACCUCACCACCCUCUUGGGCAAUGGGCUCAUCCUCACCCUGAUCUACUCGGACUCGCGCCUCCACACACCCAUGUACUUCUUUCUCAGUAUCCUGUCUUUAGUGGACAUGAGCUAUGUCACUACCACUGUACCCCAGAUGUUGGUUAAUAUGGUGUGUCCAAGGAGAACUAUCUCCUGGGGAGCUUGUGUAGCCCAGAUGUUCAUCUUCUUAGUUCUGGGCAUUGCUGAGUGUGUUCUCUAUGCCAUUAUGGCCUAUGACAGGUAUGUGGCCAUUUGCUUUCCCCUUCACUAUACCCUACACAUGAGCCAUCCCACUUGUAUCAAGAUGGUCACAGUCUGUUGGUCCAUCAGCAUAACUGGGGCCCUGAUCUAUACUGUCUUCACCAUGCGCCUGCCUUAUUGUGGCCCUCACAAGAUAAAUCACUUCUUCUGUGAGGUCCCUGCUGUCUUGAAGUUGGCCUGUGCAGACACAUCUCUCAAUGAUCAUUUGGACUUCGUCUUGGGUUUCAUCCUGCUUCUGGUCCCACUGUCCCUUAUCCUGGCCUCUUAUGUCCAUAUCUUUGCCUCCAUAUUAAGAAUCCGCUCAUCCCAGGGCCGGCUCAAGUCCUUCUCUACAUGUGCUUCCCACAUCACUGUGGUUACCACAUUCUAUGGGCCAGCCAUGGUGAUGUAUAUGAAGCCUGGAUCCUGGUAUGAUCCAGAGCAGGACAAGAAGCUGGCCCUGUUCUACAAUGUUGUCCCUGCCUUCCUCAACCCCAUCAUCUACAGUCUCAGGAACAAGGAUGUAAAGGGAGUCUUUUUGAAAGUACUUGGAGACAGAAGGACAGCUCAGUAA
Loxodonta africana (African savanna elephant) is the source of this 1305-nucleotide messenger RNA. RefSeq names its product olfactory receptor 2A12-like. Bases 331 to 1305 code for a protein of 324 amino acids. Gene Ontology annotation, cellular component: plasma membrane. Gene Ontology annotation, molecular function: G protein-coupled receptor activity; olfactory receptor activity. The record is from RefSeq and is a predicted model, not a curated record. Gene Ontology annotation, biological process: G protein-coupled receptor signaling pathway; detection of chemical stimulus involved in sensory perception of smell. NCBI's taxonomy places the organism in Eukaryota, Metazoa, Chordata, Mammalia, Proboscidea, Elephantidae. The transcript has a single exon.